AACACUUCACAACAUCAGCUCCUUCAAUCCUUCACAGAUCUACCAAUAUUACAAAGGUGGUAUCUCUAUAAGAAUUCCCCUUUUAGCUUACUGUAUAUAUCUAAAACCCAUCAAUGGCAGAGAAGGAUCAACAGGUCUAUCCCUUGCCUGUAUCAACCAACACUCAAGCCAAGCACGACGAAGACGAAGAGGCAGGCACAGUGCUGUCCAAAGAGGCAGGCACAGUGCCGUCCAAAGAGCUUCGCAAGAAACGCAUGAAAUGUUUGGCUUAUGUUGUUGCCUUUGCUGUAUUCCAAAUCGGUAUUAUAUUGGUCUUUGCACUCACCGUCAUGAAAAUCAAAACUCCCAAGUUCCGCGUUAGGUCUGCUACAUUUGAGAGCUUUAAUGUUGUGACGACAACUAGUGCUCCUUCAUUUGACAUGAAGAUGAAUGCUGAACUUGGUGUAAAAAAUACCAACUUUGGUCACUACAAAUUCGACAACAGCACCAUUUACUUCUUCUAUAAGGGUACACAAGUUGGGAGUGCCUUUGUUUCUAAGGCACGCGCUAGAGCUCGAUCCACCAAGAAAUUCAAUGUUGUGGUGGACCUGACAACGACCAAUUUACCAAGCAAUUCGGGGUUAGGUGACGAUUUCAAUUCCGGGGUUUUGCAGCUGACUAGCCAAUCGGAAUUGAAAGGCAAGGUGGAGUUGAUGAAGGUGAUGAAGAAGAAGAAGUCCACGGAAAUGAGUUGCACUUUGACCAUAAGUCUGGCGGACAAAGCAAUCAGAGAUUUAAACUGCAGAUGAAACUUGAAUUCUCUAUGUUCUUGGGUUAUUUAGUGCUUGGCUUUCCUUUAAAGUAUUUUGAUCAUGUAAAUUAAUAUUGGGAAUAGCAUCCAAGGUGUGACUUUUUAAUAUCCAUUUUAUUUAUUUAUUAUUUAUUUCAAAUCUUAUACA
This is a messenger RNA of Cornus florida, 938 nucleotides long. RefSeq names its product late embryogenesis abundant protein At1g64065-like. The record is from RefSeq and is a predicted model, not a curated record. Lineage: Eukaryota; Viridiplantae; Streptophyta; Magnoliopsida; Cornales; Cornaceae. The coding region runs from base 114 to 788 and encodes 224 amino acids. The transcript has a single exon.